Mytilus trossulus (common blue mussel) is the source of this 2665-nucleotide messenger RNA. RefSeq lists its product as uncharacterized. Lineage: Eukaryota; Metazoa; Mollusca; Bivalvia; Mytilida; Mytilidae. The transcript has 6 exons. Bases 1651 to 2466 code for a protein of 271 amino acids. The record is from RefSeq and is a predicted model, not a curated record.
AAUAUCAGUUUACUCUAUGCAAAAGACACAAUAUCAGUUUACUCUAUGCCAAAGACACAAUAUCAGUUUACUCUAUGCCAAAGACACAAUAUCAGUUUACUUUAUGACGACGAUAUACUAUAUAUAUAUAUCAGUUAUACACAAAGCCGCGCUUAUGUUAUGAGUUGAAAUCAACGACAAUAAUAUAGUAUCAGUUAUAUAGCAGAUUAUCAGAGUGUAAACUAAAAGUUGAAAAACACUAUUAUACGAGUUGUUGUCGUUGUAAAUUUUACACCAUGUAUAAGUAUUCAUUCAAAUUGUAAUAUUGAACUGGACGAAACUAGAAUUGUGUACACAUUAUUAAUAAUUUACUGCAUUUAGUUGUACAGUAUAUUCCGUUUCAUCCUUUUAAAUGCAGUGUUAAAUACUUUUAGUUGUUUCCAGACCCUGAUAUUAAUUUCCUCCUAUGCUUAACUUCUCCCUCCCCGAAAAUUGAAAUGUUCGUUCAAUGAUGGUAUGAUAAUCACGUGACAAUUGUCCUCUGGAAUUCAGAAAAUAUUUAUCGGCUUGUUACUUUACAAAGCAUUUUGUUAUGUGAGCACUUCAACACAGUUUAAAUUACUGCACUGAUUCCAGCACUAGCUUCUGUGUAUCUGUGAAAAUAUCAUUUAUUUUCGGCAAACAAAAAAGUCCCUAGCAAUAUUUUCUAAUUAUCUUAUAAAAUGUAUUAUUAUUUCGGGGAUUUAAAAAAAAUCCGGAACUGUUGGUUAUUUAAUCACUUAUUUUUCUUAAACUGACAUCAUCAAAAUACUUUAUAUUUAUAUUGACAAUAUAUUUGUUAUGUUAACUUUACAUGUUUUACAAAAAAGCAUUCGGAAUUCCAAAAAUAACCAACUGUGCUGAUCUUCUCGAAUUAUUCCUAUAUUUGUCUGUGAGGUUUAUUUCUAUGGUCAUCGCAUCGAUUGAAUAGGUUUUCGUGUUGCCAAGUUUAUUGUCAUUCAUAAUGUCUUCCUUAUAAUGUUGUUUGGUAGUUUUUCGGUAUAUUUUUGCCAUGCUUUUGCCAGCUUGUGUUCGACUUUAAUAUGAGUUUUAUUAUCUCUUUGGUAUCUUCUCCCCUCUCAUUAGCACCAUAUAAUAAGAUAUAGACAUUAAAAAUGAGGACCAGUUCACAACUAAGAUUAACGACAAAAGGGAUGACUUGAAUUUUCUCAUUUCUCUACUUCCAGUACUAGUUCUUUGAAGCAACAAUAUAGAAUCUCUUGCAUUUAAAGUAAAUAUCUAAAAGAUAUUUUGACCUUGUAUUCCAUAUCAUGAUAUUUUUAAAAGGCAUUGCUGCAGACGCGGAAGCUACUGAUGCAACGGUUAUCAAAUGAAUUUCAAAUUCAAAGAAGUGCUGCAACCACGGUUAUUUUGGCUAGUCGUUUAAGGAAAACCCAAUUCGUAAUAAUAACCUGUAUAAUCGAAAAGUUUAUCAGAAGUUAUCUGUGAGGUUUAACAUCUCGUGGUACAUAGAAUCACACAAAGAUAAAGUCCAGGUUGUGAAACAAUAUCAGUUAAUUACACAAUUAUCAACAUCUAAAGUGUUAAAUAUUUCCCAUUCGCUAAUAUGAAGUAGGCUAUCUGUGUUUCGAUAUCUUUUCAUAUAUAUCUAUAGUGAAAUCAACUUUGACGAUGAAAGUAGUUUUAAUCCUGUUAGCUGUUUUCAACAGUGCAGACUAUGUAAUGGCGUGGUAUGAUUCUGUGGGUUUUGGAGCAUGUUCGUCGAUCUAUGAUGUAACUGAAGAUCAUUCGUACCAAAUGUCAUGGAAUGGAUACAGUCACUUCAGUGGAUGUAGAGUAUCAUUUCACGGUUAUAGUGACGAUCUUGAUAAAUAUAAAAUAUGUAUAAGAGCAACAAUAUGGAAUGUUAAGGAUGCUGGUGUUACUCUGAAAUAUUACAGUGGAAGUAGCAUUCUUUCUACAUACAUUCAAAAGACGUAUACAGAGUAUGAUGGUGAUCCAACAUUUCAAUGGUGUUCAGACCAAGACGAUUAUGUUGACAUUGAGCUCAUUACAGGAUCUCUUACCAAUUCGAUCCAAGACCAGAUAAUAUUAGAUGUCACAGCUGUGAAGACAUAUACCUAUUAUAGUUAUACUGGAACAAUCGGCGGCACAGUGGCAGGAGCUAUUUUCUUUGUUGUUUUAAUUGUUAUCUUUGGGGUGGUCUGCAGACGACGUGUGUAUGCAAGGUCAAUAACAACAUAUGGCUCUCCAACUCAGGCUACCUCUGUCAUAACCCAGUCUGGUUCACAACAAAUGGGAGGAUUCGCCAAUCCUGGAUAUCCAACUGGUCCGGCAUCUCCUCCUCCGUAUGCCCCUCCUCCAAAUACUGGUUAUCCUGCUCCACAACAAGGAUACUCCAACCAACAACAGUAUCCACCACCUCCAUAUCCACAAGCUAAUGUAGGCCAGCAACAUUAUCCAGCAGGAGGACCAACAAAAUACUGAUAAAUUUGUCAUCUUACUUUUUUUCAACAUCUAUAUGUAAUCGCCGUACGGUGACGUAUAGUUGUUAAUUGUGGCGAGUUUUCUCAUUAGCAAUAAUACCACAUCUUCUUUUUAUAUAUAUAUUGAAAAGAAUGACAAUAGAUUGCACUUUGUUUUGAACAAAAUGAUCGCAUUGAUGGAAAAAAUCUUGUUAUAAAAU